CACACAUCCGUGCCAAAUGGGCUGUCAGAUGCGAACUGGAGUAACAAGUGGAUUUGACGUUUAAUUUUUUUUUUCUCUUAAAGCGCUUGGAAACACACACGAGACGAUUCUGAACCCAGACCAUGGACUCCGAUACCAGCCGCGUGUCCAGCAGACCCUCCUCUCCUGAGGUGGAUGACAUAUUCAUAUCCACCUUGAAGAAAUCCGUCCACGGUUUCUCCGGAGCCGUGUCCUCCACGCAGAGUGACUCUCCGUCGGAGGUGCCCAGCCUGCGCGGCCUCUCCGCCAUGGACGAGGAGGCGCUCGCCCUCCGGAUGGCGUCCAAAAAAGACCGCAAACUGCUGUCAGAGAACGAGCUGCAGUCCAUCCGCCUGAAGAUCAACAGCCGAGAGAGGAAAAGGAUGCACGACCUGAACGUGGCCAUGGACGGGCUCCGGGAGGUCAUGCCCUACGCGCACGGACCGUCGGUGCGUAAACUCUCCAAAAUCGCCACCCUGCUGCUGGCGAGAAACUACAUCCUGAUGCUGAGUAACUCACUGGAGGAGAUGAAGCGGCUGGUGAGCGAAAUCUACGGCAGCAGCGGCCACCACGGAGGCUUCCACCCGUCAGCCUGUGGGACUAUGACGCACGCGGGGCCGGUGCCAGGACACCCGGCGGCUUCCCACGCUUCACACCCGGCGGUGCACCACCCGCUGCUCCCCCCGGCGGCUGUGUCCACCGCCUCUCUGUCCGCGCCCGGUAUCUCCGCCGUCACAUCGGUCAGGCCCCAUCACGGACUCCUCAAAGCGCCCGGAGCCGGCGCCGGGCCCCUGGGCAGCAGUUUCCAGCACUGGGGCGUCGGUACCGGGAUGCCGUGUCCGUGCAGCAUGUGCCAAGUCCCGCCUCCGCAUGUGUCCAGCAUGAGCAGCGUCACCAUGCCGAGGCUGGCCAGCGACUCCAAGUGACUGUGGUGCGAACGGGAGCCGGCUCUGCGGGCCCCCACAGACUCUUCCACAUUGUUGAGCUUUUUAUUUAUCUUUGUUGCUGCAUCCGUCACACCUCGGACGGAGUCACACACAAAGGCACUGACUUUUCCUUUCUGGGAAUUUGGGGUUUUGCAACUAACUUAGUAUGUUCUGGUCAUUAACCUCAGUUGUAACAGGUGUUUCUCCCCUGAGCUCAUAAAGCACAAAGUCCUGCUUACUACUGUAAAUCUUUAAUAACAGGUGUUUGUUAUUGAAAGAUUUAGUUGCCUUUCCGUUUUCGGGCGUUUUGCCGGGAGAAAAGUGCCCAACUUGAAUCAAACCACGACUAUAGAGUGUAAAUAUGUAGAUGGAUCAUUCUGUUGAAAUAGUCGGAGAUAUUAUUAUUAUUAUAUAUAUUAGAGUGUUGUCAAAGUGGGGGAGACCCCCCUACCCCUCACAUGUUGCACCUGCUUUAUUCUAUCAGUCUCAUUCAUGGUUUUUCUGAUUAUUUUCUCCUCAGUAGGAUGUCAUUCACUGCACGAAGCAACGGAUGACCAUUUCUUUAUUUUUUUAAUAAAUGUUUUUUAAAUAUUUAUUUACUUAUUUCGGACUGGGAUUUCAGAUUCUCUGACUAUGUUGGGGCUGGAAAUGUGAAAUAAAGAUUAUUAACUGAAAGAGCAA
This is a messenger RNA of Sphaeramia orbicularis (orbiculate cardinalfish), 1625 nucleotides long. RefSeq names its product oligodendrocyte lineage transcription factor 2 (gene olig2). The transcript has 2 exons. Gene Ontology annotation, molecular function: E-box binding; DNA-binding transcription factor activity, RNA polymerase II-specific; protein dimerization activity. Gene Ontology annotation, biological process: neuron differentiation; oligodendrocyte cell fate specification; sensory organ development. Gene Ontology annotation, cellular component: nucleus. The record is from RefSeq and is a predicted model, not a curated record. Bases 123 to 944 code for a protein of 273 amino acids. Lineage: Eukaryota; Metazoa; Chordata; Actinopteri; Kurtiformes; Apogonidae.